AUGUUAGAAAGAAAGACAUUUAUUUUGCUGCUGCUUACUUAUGAAUACAUAUUAUUGAUAUCUCCUGCUGCAUCAAACCAGACUCAAACUAUAGGAUUGAUAGAAACAGAAAGUAAACAUUGCCAGUAUCAUCGCUCAUACAGUUUUGUGAAUGGAACAAUUCAUGUUUCCUUAAUACCCUGGAACUGCGAGUCCAAGCAGCAAGUGAUCCCACUGACUAAUAAAACUAACAAAUUACUAUCAAAAACUCUUAGUAAACCAUUCAAUAUAAAACCACACAAGACAAACUUGAAACAUAUCUUACCACCUCUAUUACCUUUUCAAAAACAAAGAAAAUUGAAACCUAAAAAUUUGGGUGUAAAUUUACCACCUUCAUUACCAUAUCAAAAAAAAAGAAAUGUGAAACCUCAAGCUUUGGGGGGAAAUUUACCACCUCUAGUGUCAUCUCAAAAUCCAAGAAAUUUGGAUCCUAAAUCUUUUGGGGGAAAUUUACCACCUCCAUUACCGUCUCAAAAACAAAAAAACUUGAAGACUAAAAAUUUGGGGGCAAAUUUACCACCUUUAUUACCAUCUCAAAAUCAAAGGAACUUGAAACCUAAAGAUUUGGAGGGAAAUUUACCGCAUCCAUUACCGUCUCAAAAACAAAUUUACUUGAAACCUAAAAAUUUAGAGGGAAAUUUAUCACCUCCAUUACCAAUUCAAAAUCAAAAAAACUUGAAACCUAAGAAUUUAGGAGGAAAUUUAAAACCUCUAUUACCAAUUCAAAAACAAGGAAAAUUGAAACCUAAAAAUUUAGGAGGAAAUUUAAAACCUCUUUUACCAUCUCAAAAACAAAGAAACUUGAAAACCAAAAAUUUUGGGGGAAAUUUACCACCUGUAUUACCUUUUCAAAAACAGAGAAAAUUGAAACCUAAAAAUUUUGGUGUAAAUUUACCACCUUUAUUACCAUCUCAAAAUAAAAGUUACUUGAAACCUAAAGAUUUGGGGGCACAUUUCCCACAUCCAUUACUGUCUCAAAAACAAAUAAAAUUGAAACAUAAAAAUUUGGAGGGAAAUUUACCACCCCUUUACAUGAAACCUAAAAAUUUAGAGGGAAAUCUACCACCUUCAUUACAAAUUCAAAAUAAAAAAAAAUUGAAACCUAAAAAUUUAGGAGGAAAUUUAAAACCUCUAUUACCAAUUCAAAAAAAAGGAAACUUGAAAACCAAGAAUUUAGGGGGAAAUUUACCACCUCUAUUACCAUCUCAAAAACAAAGAAACUUGAAAACCAAAAAUUUACCACCCCUUUUACAAAGUAAAAACCAAAAGAAUACUAUGUUGAACCCUGAUGGGAAUGUUAAAUUACAAUUAAAGAAUCUUCAAACCUUGAAAAACAAAAUAAUCAAAGACUUGGAAUGGAUACCUGAUGUACCAAAAGCGAAAUGGCCUUCAAAAAUUAUCAUAACUUCAAAAGAAGACAUUAAUAACAAAAAGGAACAAGGAAGAAUACCAUCAACAUCAAUGCCAUAUUCUACCAUAAAACCAAAUCGUAACAAUACAACUAGACAAAUCAAAGUUCCUGAUGUACCAAAAAAGAAAUUGUCACCAAAAAUUAUUACAUCCAAAGAAAAAGUUCAUAACAAAAAGGAACGAGGAAGAAUACCAUCAAAAUUAGUGCCAUAUCCUACCAUAAAACCAAAUCGUAACAAUACAACUAGACAAAUCAAAGUUCCAGACGUACCAAAAAAGAAAUUGUCACCAAAAAUUAUUACUUCCAAAGAAAAAGGUCAUAACAAAAAGGAACGAGGAAGAAUACCAUCAAAAUCAAUGCUGUAUCCUACCAUAAAACCAAACAAUAACACUACAUCAACCAAUGCUUCUAUUUCUUAUAUUGUUAAUGAACAAAUCAAAGUUCCUGACGUACCAAAAAAGAAAUUGCCGACAAAAAUUAUUACUUCCAAAGAAAAUGUUCAUAACAAAAAGGAACGAGGAAGAAUACCAUCAAAAUUAGUGCCAUAUUCUACCAUAAAACCAAACAAUAACACUACAUCAACCAAUGCUUCUAUUUCUUAUAUUGUUAAUGAACAAAUCAAAGUUCCAGACGUACCAAAAAAGAAAUUGCCGACAAAAAUUAUUACUUCCAAAGAAAAUGUUCAUAACAAAAAGGAACGAGGAAGAAUACCAUCAAAAUUAGUGCCAUAUUCUACCAUAAAACCAAACAAUAACACUACAUUUACCAAUUCUUCUGUGACUUAUAUUGUUAAACAAACCAAAGUUCCUGAUGUACCAAAAAAGAAAUGGCCUCCAAAAAUUAUCAUAAAUUCAAAAGAAAUGGUUGAUGACAAAAAGGAACGUGGAAUAAUAAAAUCAAAAUUAGUGCCAUAUCCUACCAUAAAACCAGAUCAUAACACUACCACUACCAAUACUUCUGUGUCUCAAAUUGUUCAUAAUCGAAUCAAAAGAGAAGGCCAUCGUGUGAAAAGAUUUUUUGACUUUAAACAAGUUAAAAAAGUUACAAACUUUUUGAAGCUGACUAAAACAGAUUAUAAAAAGCUGUUUAAGAAAUAUUAUGAGUGUUUAGAAAAGAGAGAGAGUGAGGUAAGAUCAGGUAGUAAUGAAGCUAUUACACCAAAAAUGAUAUUAGCAGGACAACCUCUACACAUACCUUGUGGUAUAUGUAAAAGACCAGAUCAGAAUGCUGAAAGUUUGGGUGUAAAGUGGCUAGUAAUUAGAAGUGGUGAUGGUAGAAUGAAACGUAUUAGAUUUAAUGGUAAUGGUAAAACAAAAAAGAAGAGAAUUAAAUUUAACAAGGAUUAUUCACUGCAUAUUGAUAAAGCCAGAUUUCGUGACGCAGGACAAUAUUUCUGUAUGGUACAAGAUGAUUUUAUUUCAGUUACUCAGAUAGAUAUUUUAGUUAAUGAAAGAAAAAGAAUUUUGUAUGAAAGUAAUGAAAAAGAUGUUCCCCUUCCAACAUAUUAUAUGGAAAAUGAGAAUAUACAAAUAGCAACAGUAUGGGCAGAAUGGAGCAGCUGUGAUAAAUGUGGUGAUCAAGGUUCACAAAGGAAAAGAGGCACGUGUAUGGUGCAGAAAAUUUACCCAGAUCGACCAGUUAAACCAAAAAGCUUCCAAAUGAUAAAUAAAUAUCCACAAGGAAUACCCUGUCAUUCUUCAGCACUGCCUGGUUUUUUGAAGAAGAAACCAGAGAUAAAAGGGAGAGCCUGUGAGAUAUAUGUAAGAGAAUGCUAUGAAGCCUGUCCCUCUUCUCCAGGUCCUAUUACUAUUACUGAUAAAGCAGGAAAUGUUGUAGAAUUCAUUGAACCAGGCUAUUAUUCCUUAAAACAUCCACCAACAAUUCCACCCAUGACCCAACACAGAGUUAUUUAUGAAGAAUUGGGAAAACAUCUUGUUUUGAAGUGUCCAAGACUUUCUAUAUUCGCUAACUUCUGUGGUACAAGAAAAGUGGCUAUUGCAGUCAAGGUAUAA
Messenger RNA from Lottia gigantea (owl limpet), 3462 nucleotides. RefSeq lists its product as hypothetical. The transcript is spliced from 5 exons. Bases 1 to 3462 code for a protein of 1153 amino acids. Lineage: Eukaryota; Metazoa; Mollusca; Gastropoda; Lottiidae. The record is from RefSeq and is a predicted model, not a curated record.